UGUAACCAAUACCGUGGUGGCGCAGUACUGCAGACUACUUCUACUGACUGCCAGCUACCAGUAGUUCAGCAGUUCGAUCCUGACUGGCUCCAGGUUGACUCAGCCUUCCAUCCUUCCGAGAACCUAGCCCUGCUUGAAAAUAUAAAGGUGCAUAGCGUAAUGUCCAUGCUGUGCUACACUCUGAUUAUAGCAUUUCUGAUUGGCAUAUGGGCAGCACCAAAAUCUGAAGAUAAUGUCCCUCUGGGGUCCCCUGCAACAUCUGACCUUUCUGACACCAGCUGUGCUAAAACUCAUGAAGCUCUGAAAACAUCUCGAAACACAGAUCAGCACUAUCCUGCUCCUAAAAAGGCAGAGGAUCAAGAAUUUGGGUCAGCAGCAAAUAUCAUUGUGGAUCCAAAGCUUUUUCAGAAGAGGCGGUUCCAGUCACCUCGUGUUUUGUUCAGCACUCAGCCCCCACCAUUGUCAAGAGAUGAGCAAAGUGUGGACAAUGCAAACUCUCUUAAUAGGAAUAUCCGGGCCAAACGUGAAGAUCAUCCUGUGCAUAAACGAGGGGAAUAUUCUGUGUGUGACAGUGUCAAUGUCUGGGUUGCCAACAAAACCACAGCAACGGACAUCAGAGGCAAUCUGGUGACUGUGAUGGUGGAUGUAAACAUUAAUAACAAUGUCUACAAGCAGUACUUUUUUGAGACCAAGUGUAGAAAUCCAAACCCAGUACCAACUGGGUGCAGGGGCAUUGAUGCCAGGCAUUGGAAUUCGUAUUGCACCACAACAAACACAUUUGUCAAGGCAUUAACCAUGGAAGGCAAUCAGGCAUCCUGGCGCUUCAUUCGGAUUGACAGUGCCUGUGUGUGUGUAAUCAGUAGAAAAAAUGAGAACUUUGGAUAAACCAUUGAUUGCUCCAAUACUCACUUUCUCCCCACCCCCUACCUCAGCCUGUAAAUUAUUUUAAAUUAUGAGGGCUCUAUGAUAUAUUUAUAGUUUAUACAAUGAAAUAAACAAAUCAUCAUAAUUUAUUAAAUCCUUUUGAAAACUGAA
Messenger RNA from Crotalus tigris (Tiger rattlesnake), 1035 nucleotides. RefSeq names its product nerve growth factor (gene NGF). Gene Ontology annotation, molecular function: growth factor activity; nerve growth factor receptor binding. NCBI's taxonomy places the organism in Eukaryota, Metazoa, Chordata, Lepidosauria, Squamata, Viperidae. Bases 160 to 885 code for a protein of 241 amino acids. Gene Ontology annotation, biological process: memory; neuron projection morphogenesis; nerve development. The record is from RefSeq and is a predicted model, not a curated record. The transcript has 3 exons.